AUGUCUUCCCACGAGCUAUUCACUCCUCUUACCAUUGCUAAUGGCCGCAUUGAGCUUGGCCACCGCGUUGUCAUGGCCCCAAUGACCCGUAAUCGAGGCGUGCCGUUCUCCGGCUCUAUCGACAAUAGGAUUUGGCUCGCCGACGAAGUUGUCGCCCGUUAUUAUGCCCAGCGUGCGUCGCCCGGUGGACUCAUUAUCACGGAAGGCAUUCCUCUAUCACUGGAAGCAAGUGGCAUGCCAAACGUUCCCGGUCUGUUUCACGAGUCCCAGUAUGAAGGCUGGAAGAAAGUCGUCCAAGGUGUGCACGAGAAAGGAGGUUACAUCUAUGCGCAGCUGUGGCAUGCGGGACGAGCCACCAUCCCUCAGAUGACGGGUUGUCCGGUCGUUAGUGCGAGCUCGGUGCCAUGGUCGACAGAUGAGACGUUUCCGUUCCGGACACCGGAUACCAAGGAGAAGAUUCGUUACCGAGAUUUCCCAUCUGUGGCGAUGACGGAGGAGGAGAUCGCCAAGACAACUCAAGACUUCGUCAAGGCGGCCGAGGCAGCUAUUGAUAUUGGCUUCGAUGGUGUCGAGAUCAAUGGGGGCAAUGGAAAUCUUGUCGAUCAAUUCCUUCAUUCAAACCUCAACGCUCGCACAGACUCAUACGGCGGCUCGCCACAAGCCAGGGGUAAAUUCGCCCUUGAUUUGGUGGGCGCGCUUACAUCCGCUGUUGGGCCCUCAAACGUGGCAAUCCGUCUAGAGCCCACAGGGCUAUACAAUGAGACGUAUGGUGCUGAGCGAGUAGAGACUUGGUCGCAUCUUUGCGAGCAGUUGGCUUUGACCUAUCAGGGCGACAAGAGGCUGUCUUACGUCCACUUUAUCGAGCCGAGGCUUGAUCGAGUGGAAGCCAACAAGGAGCUCUUCUCCAAUUCUUGGACCCUCCUAGAUGUCUCUAACGAACAUUUUCGAGCUAUUAUAAAGAAAAGUGGCAUCCCGUGCAUCAGCUGUGGAGGGUGGGAUGCGGGAAAUGUGGUCGGCGCUGUCAAAGAGAAAGGCUGGGAUGCUGUGGCCUUUGCUAAAUGGUUCGUGAGCAACCCUGACCUGCCGAGGAGACUUCUACUCGGCAAAUCGUUGAAAGACUAUGAUCGAAGUAGAUUUUACGGCAGCUGGGAUGGUAUUAGGGAUCACGGAUAUGUGGACUAUCCCACUUGGGAAGAGCAAUUUGUGGAAGAGGCCAAAUAA
Ilyonectria robusta is the source of this 1221-nucleotide messenger RNA. Its product is annotated as putative 12-oxophytodienoate reductase. The transcript is spliced from 2 exons. Bases 1 to 1221 code for a protein of 406 amino acids. Gene Ontology annotation, molecular function: oxidoreductase activity; FMN binding. Lineage: Eukaryota; Fungi; Ascomycota; Sordariomycetes; Hypocreales; Nectriaceae. The record is from RefSeq and is a predicted model, not a curated record.